AUGGAUUAUGACGAGGAAAAUAACAGUACAGUUACAGAAUAUUCAAUAGAUCCAAAACCUAUUUUAUUUAGUAUAUUAUUAUUCGUUGAAAUUGCAUCUAUUCUAUGUAGUCUUAUUAUAUUAAUUUAUUUUUUCUUUCAUUGGAAAUCAAUGAUAAAUAAAGCAUUACAAAAUCAUGUUAUUUUUCUUCUUAUUAUUGUUUCACUUUUAUAUACAACUCUUGAUUUACCAUUUACACUUAAUUCUCAACGUAUUGGUUAUGAUUAUCCUCAAACAGUAUCAUUUUGUCGUUGGUGGUAUUGGAUAGAUUGGACACUUCUAGUUAAUAGUCUUUAUCUAACAGCUAUUGCUAGUAUACAACGACAUAUACUUAUAUUUCAUAAUCAUUUAUUACAAAUAAAUCGAAUACGAUUAAAACUUUAUUAUAUUCCAUUAAUAUUUUCAAUAAUUUAUCCAGCUACUUUUUAUCUUAUAACGAUUUAUUUUUAUCCAUGUGAAAUGCCAACAUAUGAUUAUGUUCAAUAUUGUCCAUAUCCAUGUUAUUGUGAUAAUCUUAUUUUAUAUACUAUAGAUUAUAUGAUUAAUACGGUCUUUCCAGUUGUUAUUAUUAUUAUUAUAGCAAAUAUAAUAUUAGUAUGUCGAGUAAUUCAUUCAAUGAAAAAAAUUCGUCGAAAUCAUUUUGAUAUUUGGAAAAGACAAAAAAAAUUAACUUUACAAUUACUUUCGAUUUCAUUAUUAUAUAUAAUAGGAUGGGGUCCCGUUACAGUUGUCUCUGUCAUACAAAUGUUUUUUAUGCCGAAUAUUUAUGAUGACAUACCGGAUAUUUAUUAUGUUACUUUUUCAAUAUAUUUUAUUUGUACAAUGCAAUCAUUUAUAAGUUUAUUUGCAUUACCAGAAUUAUUGAGUUUUAUUAAGAAGAAAUUGAAACAAAUAUUAUCAAAAGAAACAGUCACACCUGUACAAACAAUUCUUCCAACUCGUUAA
This is a messenger RNA of Adineta steineri, 984 nucleotides long. Lineage: Eukaryota; Metazoa; Rotifera; Eurotatoria; Adinetida; Adinetidae. The record is from the annotation of a GenBank genome assembly.